This is a messenger RNA of Perca flavescens (yellow perch), 888 nucleotides long. Its product is annotated as G2/M phase-specific E3 ubiquitin-protein ligase-like. The transcript is spliced from 3 exons. The record is from RefSeq and is a predicted model, not a curated record. The coding region runs from base 209 to 511 and encodes 100 amino acids. Lineage: Eukaryota; Metazoa; Chordata; Actinopteri; Perciformes; Percidae.
ACUGUUAGGGGAUCUCUAGGCAUUCUGUAGUAUGCAGACCACUAGUGUCUGGGUUCGUACUAAUAACUUAAAUGACUGAAACUUCCAUAACAAGCCAUCUUGCUGCUUCUUGUGAUGCUAGGUAUCUGAAAGUACAACCCUUGAGGACCUUGAAAAGUCAAAUGCACCUUUGCUUGACUACUUGGCCAAUGCAGGAUGUCUGAGGCCUAUGCGGUCGAUAAGAGACAGGGAUCUGCUGGUACAAGAAAUUGUCAUGUUUCAGGUCAUCCACAGGGUUCAAAGUCCAUUUCAAAGAUUCUGUGAAGGAGUGAAAACUCUUUGGGUUCAGGACCAAAUACGACGACAUCCAGACAGCUUUCGACCAUUGUUCUGCUAUGAGCUGUGGAUGAUCUUUUCAGCAUUCGUCUCUCUCCAGAAGGGAGCAACAAGAGAGCUGCUGAGGAGAUGGUCGUUACUUUCUGGAGGGACUAUCUCCAAAAUGCAGAAGAAGAAGAAGGGCCAUCCAAACUAGAGAAGAUAUUGGCCUUCAAAACUUGAGCAUCUGACCAGUUCAUUCACAAAGGAGAUGAUGGCUUCUCUACAUCAAUGUUCCCUCUUGCCAACACGUGUUAACUGCAUCAACUUGCCACUACAUGUGUCUUACCAACUGUUCAAGGAGAAGUUUGACUUUGCAUUAGGAAACACAUAUGGGUUUGGCAGGGCAUGAACAUGUCAUGCUCUGAAAACUUUUUCUGUCUGUGUCUCACUUUCUCUGUUUGUCACUACCUUUCUGCUUGUCUCAGUUUGUUUUCUAAAAAAAAUUUCAAAGAAGAGUUAUUUUUUUCAUUUCUGAAUGCCGUAUGCAAUAUAACUUAUGUAUUUUAUAUAGUUUCACCACAAUUCAGUUGA